UAGAUAGUGAUCUCACUAGAAUUUUAAGCCACCGCCGCAGAGCACAACUGUCCGUGGAGCUCCCACUCAAAAAAGGCUUCCAGUUGGAGAAAGGGGAGGGUUAUUCCCAAAUAAACCAAACUACAGCUUCGGCGUCGCGGCUGUGAGGAGCUAAUAAAGUGUCCUCGCAAUUAUUAAAGUAAAGGCAUGGACGAAGGCGGGGGAAAAGACGAAUUCGAUCGAUAACAUGUUACCCCGAGGAUUUUGACGACUGACAGACAGGUGAUUUAAAACACGGUACCAUGUGAAUGAUUAAGGACCAUGAAGCCUACACACAAACUACUGUUCAUCCUGUGUCCCAUGCUGGUCUUGGGGUUCAUCUACUACUCAUCUGGGAAGCUCCAUUUGCAUGUAUGGGGCCAGAAGCCACAUAUAAAGUUGGAGCCCACAGUAAACAUCACAAAAAAAGUCACUAUCCAUACUACAAUUUCUAAUGUGAAACAAGAACCGGUGUUGGAGGGUGCUGUCUCCGUGGGACGAAUAGUAGGCCCAGGUACAGCCUCGCUGCAAAGAGUGCACUCAGGUCAAGACGAGAACCUCAGAAGUUACUUUGGGAGGCCUGCAUUUGAUAAGCAAGGAUUCUUGGUGAAUCUGGACACGAAGCUGCCUCCGGAGCUGGUCUACAAAUAUGGAAACCUCAGCGAAGGAUCCUGCAAACCUGGCUAUGCAGCUGCCAAAAUGACUGCUAUCUACCCAAAGUUUAGUAAGCCAGCUUCCAUGUUUCUUGAUCGAAACUUCAAGCGGCUUGCAAAAGUUAACAACUAUUUACCUCCAUUUGGAUUCAAAACACAAGAAAGAUUCAUAGAUGCUAUUUUAACUGCCACAAAGAAUUAUGGGCUGGGUCCAGAGUUGGAUAGUUUGAGUUGUAGAAGAUGUAUAAUAGUAGGUAACGGCGGUAUCCUCAGCAACAAGUCUUUGGGCUCGCACAUCGACGAAUAUGACGUUGUGGUGAGGCUCAAUGAGGCACCAGUGCGUGGUUACACCAGAGAUGUAGGUACGAAGACCACCCUGAGGAUUACCUACCCUGAGGGGGCCAUCCAGAAGCCCGAGCGCUAUGAAAAAGACUCUCUCUUUGUCUUCUCUGCUUUUAAACCUCUGGACUUUAAAUGGCUGAGGCAGAUGGUCUUCAAAGAGAAGCUGCAAGGUACGGAGGGCUUUUGGAAGUCUGUAGCGCAGAAAGUGCCCAGGGAACCCUCGGAGAUACGGAUCCUCAACCCUUACUUCAUACAAGAGGCUGCCUUCCAGUUUAUUGGCCUUCCACUAAACAAUGGCCUCAUGGGUAAAGGGAACAUUCCAACAUUGGGCACCGUCGCCAUAACAAUGGCCCUACAUAAUUGUGAUGAGGUCGCCGUUGCCGGAUUUGGAUAUGACAUGAAUACCCCUCAUGCACCCUUGCACUACUACGAAACAGUCAAAAUGUCUGCUAUAAAAGAGUCAUGGACGCACAACAUCUCAAAAGAAAAGGAGUUUCUCCGCAAGCUGGUUAAAGCCAACGUCAUCACAGACUUGACAAAUGGGGUUUGAAGCUCCCAAGGGGUUCCUCUCCCAGAGGACUAGAUAAUGAAGAGUCCUGGCAAACCCAAGAUGAGGACCAGAGAACACUAAGAGGCAUAUUUCUGAGCGUUGGAGCGAUGCCUCAGUUAAGAUGCACGUGUGCCUUUAACCGACAGGCUUCCUCUAAGCGGAACAUCGAAAGCUUCUUGAAUGUCUCCGUAGACAAUCCUUGUUCUGAUCUGACCCCCUCACGAAUGAUAUUUGGAGGUGACCAUAAAGCCAGUCCUUUAGGAACAAGUCGCAACAUUUACUGAUUGUGCCAAAUGUACCUCUUUAUAGGAGGAGACGGCCCUCUUCUCCUGCCUGAAUGUAUUAGCGUAAUGUAAAUAUCAAAGAUUUUUACAGUGCAUUUUAAUGAACUGCUACGGGCCCUGGGGUUCUGCCUUCACAUGUUUUUCCGUCCGGGCCACUCAGUGCAUAUCCUUCCCCCUGUGUAUAGAGGGGCAGAGGCAGUUGUUUAAUUCAGCUCUUCUCCUGAGCACAGGAGGCUCUUUAUCUCCUGAAUGUGAGGUUAUGUUACUUCUUUUGUUUAGGGAAAGGGGCUACAUCUCAAAGUUAUUUAUUUUGGUACACAGUUGAAGGCAUUUAUUUUUUCAAAGAGUUCACCCUUUGGAAAAUCUGGUGUGGUGAAUAUAUAGACCAAGUUUAACAUAGAUGGCGAGGGUACCUUCUCAAGCGGCCCUCAAAAUCAUCUGACGUUAUGGUACACUGCCAUGCUGAAUCCUGCCUUUGUACUUUCAAGGCAGUAGACUGAGACAAUUAGAAAAUUAGGAGAAAUAUCUUUACCUCUGUUUCAAGUUCUUGUUUUUUUAAUCAAAUGUCACGCUUUUUUCUGUAUAGUUUUGAAAGGUACAAGUCAUUUUAAUGAGUAAUUGUUUCAGUGCAUUAUAGUUUCGUACGCUAUGAGCUUUCAGAGAAAAAGCUGCAACACUGCCCUGACUCCGUCAUAGGCAGGGUACUGGAAACAUGCCGUUCCACUAGCCAUCUCAACAUUUUUUUACUUUUCUUAGGUUCAACAUACACUACACAGAGAUGUUUAGCAGAUAUUUAGCCAUUCAGACUUCAACACAUGAAGUAGUCAUCAUCCUGACUGAUGGAAAUCCAAGAUAAAUAUAUCCAUGAAAGAUGCAUUUGUCCUUGUUCAAUGGUAUAUUUAUACUGCGCAGAAUACAACCAAUCAGCAUUAUUCUGAUGAUCAUUGAAAGUAGAUGAAAAUAAGAAAGAAUUCAUGUUCCUUUUUAUAAAUAUAUAUAUAUAAUAUAAAUAUAUCUUCAAGUUUUAAUAAAAUAAAUGUUCUGGGCAGUUUUGCCCUAAAUAAAAAUUUGAGCUGUG
This is a messenger RNA of Triplophysa dalaica, 2925 nucleotides long. It is a transcript of the gene st3gal3b, whose product is annotated as ST3 beta-galactoside alpha-2,3-sialyltransferase 3b. The coding region runs from base 301 to 1563 and encodes 420 amino acids. The transcript is spliced from 13 exons. The record is from RefSeq and is a predicted model, not a curated record. Gene Ontology annotation, molecular function: sialyltransferase activity. Lineage: Eukaryota; Metazoa; Chordata; Actinopteri; Cypriniformes; Nemacheilidae.